Zophobas morio is the source of this 5656-nucleotide messenger RNA. RefSeq lists its product as uncharacterized. The record is from RefSeq and is a predicted model, not a curated record. Bases 344 to 1621 code for a protein of 425 amino acids. Gene Ontology annotation, molecular function: voltage-gated calcium channel activity; channel regulator activity. NCBI's taxonomy places the organism in Eukaryota, Metazoa, Arthropoda, Insecta, Coleoptera, Tenebrionidae. The transcript is spliced from 6 exons. Gene Ontology annotation, cellular component: postsynaptic density membrane; AMPA glutamate receptor complex. Gene Ontology annotation, biological process: postsynaptic neurotransmitter receptor diffusion trapping; neurotransmitter receptor internalization; regulation of AMPA receptor activity.
CUUCGCUAUGACGUCCGCCGGAAGGCUCGAGCGAAAGCUUUGAGCUUUUGCGUUACGUGAAAGUGCCACGUUUCCCUAAAUUAACAUGGAAUUGCACGCUCGGGCGACUUGAGCUGGCAUGCAACGCCACUUUUAGACUCUUAAAAUGAUCGGAUACAUUUUAAAACCAUUACUCAGAAAACAUGAGAUGUCUCCCGCCGGACGCUGCUCCGAGUCGACGUGCGGACAAAUAAGUUGAACGAAAAUGUGUGCAGGACCGUCACAAAGGCGCUGCAUUUCCUCCAGGACAAUAAGUGCCGCAGAACAAUAAUAAGCGAAUCGAUGUGAUCUGAAGUGGUCAGUGAUGUGUUGUAAGUCGCGAGGCGCCCUCUCCAGGUUGGGUGUCCUGUGGGGUCUUCUGGCUCUAGCUACACUUCUCAUUGCAUUCGUCAGUGGUUCGUGGCUCUAUACUAAAGAGCCCGUCACGCUUCCCAACACUCAAGUCGUCACUUCCAUCAGUUUUCGUAUCGGAUUAUGGAGGGUCUGUCCUUCGGUCAAAAGGGUCAACUCUUCUUCUCUACAUAAUCCCUCGCCUGCAUGCUCUCUAGUCAAGUACGCCGGGUGGGAGGAACUGGCUCCCUCAGAUAUAGGAAUGUGGACUUCUCUUGAUCUCGCGCAGGUCUUUAUCACCAGGAUGAGGUCAUGCACAGUUUUAACAGGAUCGGCUGUAAUUUUGCUAUUACUCGCAUCCUUCUUCGCACUUCUCGGCCAUUGUAACAGCGACAAUAAAACAAUAAUAGCCUGCGGGUUCUUCAUUUUAGGAGGGCUUUCUUUGGGAACGGGUCUGGUGGUUUUUGCAUCUGCUCUGUCAGAGACUCUGAUGGAAAUAACACAAUAUCACAAGGAGCCUCCCUCCGGCCCCGUCUACGACUAUCGUUACGGAUGGUGUUUCUUCACGGCGGGGGCGGCUUUCAUUAUGACAAAAAUGGCUGCAGUCUUCUCUCUUACAGGAUAUCUCAACAGAUUCCCUUCUGUCGAUGAAAUGGUGCGAGAAAUGGUCCCCGGCGCCGAGCGCAAACUCCGCGAGCACCAGCGCCUCUCCAGCGAGUACCUCGUGCGCCACGCCGGUCCUCCGCCGCGCCAACAGUACGACGCCAUCACCACAGACCGUCCCAAGUACGAGGCCGAGUGCGGACCCCUCCUGAACAAGACUCCUCCGGACGUGUGCACCACGAACAAGUGCGUGGAGUUCGCGGUGACCGACCUGAACACUAGUGCUUUAAUUUCGGGGGUGAUCGAGCAGAACUACACCGGGGGCGGGCACUCGCUCGCCGGCCAGACCAUCCCCAUCACCGUGAAGAACCACAACGCGGCGGCGCCCCUCGCCUUCGCCUCGGCCAACAAGUACGGGACGAUGCCGCACGCGGGCGCCACGCUGCACCAGGGCUUCCUGGGCGUCGCGGAGGUCGGUAGUUCCAGCUCCAACAGCUCGAGCGGCUACUGUUCGAAGAGCAAGACGCUGCAGCACCAGCGGCCCAGGAAGAAGUGCGUUAAAAUCGAGACUUUCCAAACUCCGGACACCGGAUUCGCAGACUUCGGGAAGAGGUCGAACACGUUAAGUUAUUCCGGAAGCGCGGUAUGACGAGCGAAAACUUUCCGCUCGAAAAUAUUCUAAAACUUCCCUAGGGCACACUCGAAAUUUACACCUGCGUUAUAAAUAAUGGGAGCCCAAGUUUGCUAAUGCCGGCUGGUUCAUUUGCAACUGGAAUGCGUGUUGUGUACUUGUAUUCGAUUCGCUCGAAGGUGCAGACCCGGUUUCUACAGUCCGUAAUAUUAAAUGCGAAAUUAUUUAUCACGCAGGGACGUUUGGUUUCGUUUCGAUGUGUACAAAGGUCGAGAUAUUCAGCGGAAUUUCUUAUUGAAUUUUCAACUAGGUUUUAUUCAAAUUUUGGGCGUUAAGCGGCUUUACGUUUUCAAGUAAAUGAAUGGGAUAAUUUUACUUUCAUCGAAACUUUCUAUACCUACAUUAAAGUAAUUACAAAAAUUUACACCUACAUUUUGUGUAAUUUAGUGGGAGUACUUGGAAGGUCAACAACGGCAAAAAGUGUUUGACUAAGAAUAAAUUAUUUUUGGGACAACCCCACGCAUCAUUAAAAGGACUGAAUAUUUUAAAGGCACUUGAAAUUUUUAUUUUUACAAAGAAAAUUAUUUUUACCUCAACGUUCUACUGGUACUAAAGUAACUCGAGGUGUAGCAAUCGUUUCAACUACAGUUACACUAAGGAUCUUAAGGCACACUUACACAUUCGCAGGUUACACAAGCCGAACACAGAAACUUGUCAUGAAAUAAUAAACUAAACAGACAGUGUUUACGAAAUGCUAUAAUUUCAUCAAUCACUAAGAUUGUAAAUGUUCGGACCGUAGGGUAUGUUCGACUGUAACACAGAAAUGCAUACAUAAGCCUAUUCCUGUUUUACAAUACUCAAUACACAAUAAUUUGCAGUAAUAAAAUACAGGGUGUUCUAUGUGAAUAAACUGUUGGAAGAUUAUAAUAUUUUAGAUUUUUUUAUAAACAUUCUGUAUACGAAAGCUCAAUUUUAUUGGUACUAUUUACAAAAAAUUCCAUACUAUUCAUAAAACAUUGCAAUUUUUUUCUGAGAAACAUGACAUAUUUAAAAAACUUCAAGGAAAUUGACAAGGUUGUAUCGAAAUUUCAAAAAUAAAAAAUUAUUGUGAAUCCUAAGAAAAAGCCAUGUAGGGCAUAUAAAACUGUAUAGGCUGUUCUACUUAAAAAUAGUGAACUGAAGUUAAAGCCCAAAAAGUUUUGCAAAUGUGGUUACUAACUAUUUUUCUAACUUUAGUAGUUAGUGAAAUAUCCUGCGUGCGUGCAGUGUUGCCAUUGUUAAUUUUAUAAAAUUACGUUUUUUUUUUCGUAAUCUAAUGUAUUUGCCAUUUCUAUUGAAACACCACUUGUUGAUCGUAAAUUUGGCAACGUUCAUAUUCAGACAAUUUUCUAACUAAAAGCCGUUGUCAAUCAACCGAAAACUAUUAGCAAUUGCUAAAUUUUAGGCAAAAUCAACAGGUGGUGUUUCAACAGAAAUGGCAAAGAUUAUACAUAAUAAGGAAUAUUUUUUAUUUUUUUUUUGAGACUCCCGAAACCCUCGUACAUAACGUACUGAAGACUUAAUCCAUCAUUUUCCAGAUACACGGUGUAGCUAAAAACUUGGCGAAUACGGUUAAGAAGUAAUACAGUGGAGCGGAUUUGCAAUAAUUUAACACAAUCACCAGGACUUUAAAACACAACCGAGUCUUUAUCUCUAAUCUAAUCUAAUUAACAACGCAUCGGGGAUGUGGAAAUUAUAGCACGUUAUCAGACUAAUCUGUUUGAUUUAUUAUUUACCCACCUCGACUUGCAAAACUACAACUUCACAGCCACGCCUGUACGAACAAAAAUUAUCAACAAAAAUUUAAAUUAAAAAAGUUGAGUUAAUGAAAAACUAAGCGAAAAGAUUUUUUAUUUUCUGUCCGAGCUUUGAUUUAUGGAUUUUGCUGAACUUCGGCUAAAGAGAAAUAUUUACGAUCUCGUGUUAGGAAUUCAGUCGGGAAUUCAUCGAAAUAGGAUAUUUUACGAACCCUGCACUAUUUAUUAAUUACAGGCGAACUACCAUCGGCACCAGUGUUUUUUUUCAACACUGAGGUUUUUGUCAAGUGAAACGUUUUUGACACGCACUGUCAGAGUUACAGUGUCACCUAAAUUUUUGAAAUAACGGUCCUAAUCUUUGUACAAAUAUUUUGAAUAAAAGUAAAAACAUUGAUUUACAUUGUUGAUUAAAAUUUUAAAUACAAGCAGCUAACUUUGAAAUUUAACGUACUCAGACACCUCAAAAGUUUUUCAAAGGGAAUAUAUUUUAAUACCAAUUUUGAGAGUUGAGAAUUUCUUUAUAAAUUUUACGAGUCAUCAAAGUGUAAAAAAAACUAUUUUUUUCAACACAGAUUUUUUUUAGAAAAUUUUAGAAUAAUAUGAUCUUUUCACUGUACUAAAUGUACUCCUACUUACAACAUUAAUCGUAACUUCAGGCAAUCAACUUUGUUGAGGGAACAAAUAAAUAAAUGUUAGUCUAUUUACAAAAAUUCAAAAACUUUUGCUUGUUGGGACAAACGCUUUAUGGAAUGAUUAUAUGACAUCAUCAAUUUUUCCAUGGGGAUGAGAGGACAUAUUUUGGUUGGUGUUUUCCCUUCUUAUACUUAUUUGUGCUUUUAGUUACUAUAACAACACUUUGAUGACGUCAAUUGUUCGUAAAUUUUAAACAAUCCUUUCAAACACCACACAAUGUAAAAAGACAAGAAAUAAAAAAAAGGGAAAAAUUCAAUCAAAUAGAGAACAAUAACUAUAAUAUUAAAAAUCAAAAACUGCAAUUUUUUUGUCAGUCAUUUUCUUCGUAUUCUAGGCAUGAUUUAAAAAUGAUGAAAACGUCGUUGUCCUACAAUAUUAAACAGAUCAAAUGAUUUUAUGACGUUCGAGCUCGAUUGUGCUAGUCUUCUCAUCCAAACACUGUUUCUUUUUAACUAGGUAAUAAUGCUAUGUACUCAUUUCCACGCACAAUUUUUAAAAUGAUCACAUCUUCUGAACAAAGAGCUAUCUCAUAGAUGUCACCAAAGAUCGCCUCAACCUGUCAAUUGUCGCUAAGUUUAAAAUAAAUUUGCAACAAAAUUCGAAGGGCUUACCAUUCAUCGACCUACUUAGAUAAAGAAAUGGGCGUGUUUGGGUGACAAAUGGGACGAGAUCGCUGUGCAGAGGAUCACUUCAAAAAUUGUGCGUGGAAACAAGUACGUAAUGUUACUACCUAGUUAGAUAAAGAAAGACUGUUCGGAUGAGAAGACGCGGCACAAUCAUAAUCAAAAAAUAAUUCCAUAUUUUUGUAAAAUUUCCUAAUUUGCUAAUUUUAAGUGACUUGUUUUAAUAGUACAAAGUAAAUUGAGUAGAACGAUGUUUCGAAAAAAAAUAAGUGAUUUUAGUUUUCAUGUUUCAAAUAGAGCUACAUUCUUAAUUUUAACAAAAAAAUAGUUAAACAAAAAAUGUUUUCUUCGAUUUAUUUCGAUAUUGCCAAAACUUAUUAAUUUGUAUUUAUUUAUCGAAUUAUAUUUUGUUGUAUUUACAAAUGACAGCGUAGAUCAAAAUUAGAACGGUGCCUUAUUAACAACACUUAGUAGUGGAUAUGCCACAUAUAAGACUUAUGCAAAAUACGGAUAACACCAUUUAUAACGACCCACUUAAUUGCCGCUAACACCAUUCAUUUACGUACGAAGGCCAGUUAAAACCAUUGUUAUUAACUAGUUUUAAAGCUCUCACGAUCAGACAUGAAAGAAAUCUUUAUUUAAAAAGCCGCUGACUACCCGAACCUUUGGUACAUGUUUUUCCUCUUCGUAUCUUACAGUUUUUCCGUAUUUUCUGCGAACUCCAACCCACUUAAUUUUUUAUACUUUCCAGACAUCCGUUUACCUCAUAACGACAAAUCAAAUAUUCAUAUCGUAUCUUAAAUGUUAAUCGUACAUUUGGUUGUAUUUUACUAAAAAAAAUAACUUUGUAAUUGCUGUGAUACGUAAGGUAUUAUUAUCAUUAAUCCCCGUAAUAUAAAAGGUUUGUGAUUUGUUAAUACUCUUUUAUUUGUUAAAAUAAA